Messenger RNA from Exaiptasia diaphana, 3208 nucleotides. Its product is annotated as AP-4 complex subunit epsilon-1. Gene Ontology annotation, cellular component: AP-4 adaptor complex; membrane coat. Bases 69 to 3128 code for a protein of 1019 amino acids. The record is from RefSeq and is a predicted model, not a curated record. Lineage: Eukaryota; Metazoa; Cnidaria; Anthozoa; Actiniaria; Aiptasiidae. Gene Ontology annotation, molecular function: cargo adaptor activity. Gene Ontology annotation, biological process: receptor-mediated endocytosis; intracellular protein transport. The transcript has 17 exons.
UUCACUUCAAACGACUAUUUUUCUCCCUACAUACUUUUGUCUAAUAUAAAUGCAAUGACUGCAAUUCAAUGGAUAAGACAACAGGAUAUAUACCACAGUUCUUGACUGGUUAUAAUGGGCCAAGAUCAAGCACAUCUCGAGCWUUUCAAGUACUUGUACGUGGAAUUGGUGAAGCCAAAUCAAAAUAUGAAGAGGAAAAAAUCAUCAAAGAAGAAUUUUCUGUUUUGAAAGAAAAACUUGGUCAACCUWCAUCAUCUAAACAGAUGAGGGAAUACCUUCUCCGCCUGAUCUACUGUGAAAUGCUUGGUGUAGAUGCAUCAGCAUUUCAUAUACAUGCCAUUAACUUUGCGCAACAAAGAAAUCUACAUGACAAAAGAAUUGGAUAUCUUGCUUUAUCUAUAUUUCUACAUGAAAAUCACAGCCUUAUUCUUCUUCUGAUAAACACUUUACAAAGGGAUUUAACCAGCACCAAUGUUCUUGAAGUMUGUUAUGCUUUGGCUGCAGUCAAUAAACUAAUCAAUGCUGAGAUGAUCCCAACUGUUUUACAGCAAGUUCUUGCUCUUCUAGAUAGCAAAAGGGACAUCAUUCGUAAGAAAGCCAUCAUGGCCCUACAUACAAUCUACAAAAAGAGUCCUUCAUUAGUCCCAGAUAUAAGUCAAAGAGCCAUCAAGGCACUAAAUGAUGGUGACUUCAGUGUUUCAACUGCAGCCCUACAUGUCUUAUAUGAUCUUAUAUCGGUUGAUCCUGUUCCCUACAAAAGCCUCGUCCCAGYAUUUGUAUCACUUCUCACUAAGAUUAUCAGUGGCAAGCUGAACCAAGAGUUUGAUUUCCAUAAAAUUCCUGCACCAUGGGCUCAAAUAAAACUCUUGAGAAUUCUAUCACUUUUAGGGGCAUACGACUCACAGUAUAACUAUACAAUUUUAUCUAAAGGUAAUGAAGACGAAGAGAUUGAAGAAGAGCUCCGACGUUUUGCCGUUAUAUCUUACAUGGAUUUGUUGGRCAAACCAGUCUUGCCGGAUAUUUUAGUUCAAGUUAUAAGCUGGAUUUUAGGCGAGUAUUCGUACGCUGCAUCUGAAAUAGAUCCUGAAUCAGUCAUCGAAAAACUCUGCAGUCUGUUGGACAGAAACUACACAGAUCCAUCAACCAAGAGAUGGAUUGUAACAUCGAUUGGUAAACUAAUAUCCCGUAUGAAUGGGCAAAUUCCAGGCAGUACACACAAGGCGCUACUCCAAUUAAGUAAUGACAAAGAUGUUGAUAUCAGACAGCGGUGUCACGAAAUCAGCGUUCUAGCGAAAGAUCAAAGAAUGAUGAAGACCGUUUUACCAGAAGAUGCGAGCUGUGAAGACCUUGAGGUUGAUUCAGGUUUGUCCUUUCUGGAUGAUUUCGUGACGAGGGCUUUACAAAAUGGUGCUAGUCCGUAUAAACCAGAAUCAGAACGAACCAAAGAACAACAUGAAGCAGAUAAAGAAUUAAAAACCGUCGAAUCAACACUAAAAAUGACACCAUACGAACUGCCUAAACGUCCAAAAACAACUCCUUUACAACCAACACCCACAUCAUCACAAGAGUUGACUCCACAAAAAGUUAAAGAAAAGGUCAAAAAUCCUAAACAAAAAGAAGAAACAACGGCGCUAUCGAGGCCACUUUCUGGAGUAAAAGGACCUUGGGGUCCUAAAGGUUACACAAAAUCACCCGUAUCAGGAUCGGUAGACUCCGGUAGCAGGUCAGGCUCAUCGUCAAAAAGCUCGGGUUCAGAGCGGCCAGCCGUUGUCAAGACUGUUGCAGAGUCGACACCAAGCCCCGUCGUUUUCGCUCACGAGGAGAAAAGUAAGCAAGUUGUCGACGACAUCUUCAAAGGAGUCGGCAACACCUCCUCAAAACAACAAAACCAAAGACGGACUCGAGGGAACACUCGAACAACUCGUCCUUCCAAUCGAAUUCGAAACUCCGACAAUUGGGAUUUGGCGAGUCCUGGUAGCGCCCCCGCACCUCCUCCAAGAAAAUAUCUCCAAAACAACCCUAAAGGGGAUAAGACGGAGAUUGAUUUACUGUUGGACUUGGGUCCUAGGGAUACAACGGACGAAACUUCCCGGGAUGAGCAUACUGAUAACAAGGAACUGGUGACUAAUGAACAUCAGCUGCUGAAUUGUUCUGAGGAUCAGCAAGACAAUACUGGAAAUAGUGACUCUGACAUUGCUUCUGGUGUCAGUGCAAAACCAAAUGAAAAAAAAUUCGAUUCUAUUUUACUUGACGAACAGAGAGAAAGUGGUGMUAGUGUACAAUUAGAUCAGCCGAUUGAUUCCUCGGCAAUAAGUAUAUCUUCAAAUAAGAGUUCGUCKGAAAAUCUUCUCGAUGCCGACAUUGUAGAGAAUGUGCCUCAUUUUAAUCUAGAAGAACCACCRUCUUCUAACUUGACAAUACCAGAAGAUUUGCAGGAUUUUCCUUGUGCGACAAGUAAGACAGAACUUUGYAGUGACGCAAAUUUACGAGUUAUUCUUCAAAAAGUCUACAAACCGGAUGAACUGGUUUUGGUUUUGUUUUUAACCAAUCAAAGCCARGGAAACUCACCAGUGACAAAUGUGGUAACCGUGCUUGAGACGUCUUCAAACCUUCGAGCGUCUUUCGAUUCGACGAACGAUAAUCGAUUCGUGGAUCAURUUCUAGAGCCUUUGUCAUCGAUAACUCACUGCGUCGGGUUGAAAUACAAGUCACCAGCCUUGCACAUGACACUUGGUGGCAAGAUUACUUAUAAAGACUAUACCAAUACAGCAAAGACUCUAUUUAUAAGCACUACACUGCCCCUUAGAGAUCUUGUUCGUUCUCUUACCAUCGACACCGACUCUUUUGGGGCCCAAUGGAGUGAAACACCGUUCGAGAAACGCCAGAGUAUUAGUACUAAUAUUAGUAGCACUGACAAAUUUGUUGAACUGAUGGAAGAAGGUCUUGGUUUGAAGAAAGUAGAUAUUAUCGAUUCAAAGAUUAUAGCUGCUGGAACUAUACUUCAAGGUCCUGUAUGUUUACUGCAUGGAACUGUGGACCCUUCAGGGACUCUGGAUAUCCGGAUCAAAACGAACAGUCAAUUGCUAAGUGAGGCAUUUAUAAAACAAUGUACUACUAUUUUUAAGUAAUAUAUUCAACCGACUAUAUCGGCGGAUAUCAACGAUGGAUAAGAAGAGAGGUUCUGUAAUAAAGAAAUGUUUUAAAUAUC